AUGUCCGUUGAGCAAGUCAAAGACGAAAAAGGCGAAGAUAUCAAGGAGGGGGAUUUCGUCUGGACUCGGUAUCGAGGUGGGACGAGAGAGGGAGUGGUAGACAAGAUCGUCAUGGACGAACAACAGGCGAGAGAGGAGGGCGUCAGCAAUCCGCCAAAGUUCAAUGCGUUCUCUGAGUACACCUUCCAGAUGCACUGUCUCCGGCUGAGAGCUGCUACAUUCAAUUCUACCAGAAGAGUAGUGCCCAGCGUUAUUGCAAGAAAACGACAGACUCCAUCCCUCAUGGCAGCAGCAGACAUAUCCUCUUCGUCGUCGUCGUCGUCUUCUGCUGCCCUCCCCCCACUGUCCCAUAUCCUCGAGACCUGUCUCUACGUGCGCGACGUCGGGGCCUCUGCUCGUUUCUACAGACAGGUUCUGAAGGUGGAGCCGUUCCUGGAAUCGCCCCGAGUAUCCGGUUUCUCCCUCGGCUCAACAACCCUUCUCCUCUUCCAGCUGGGCUCGACAGCCUCAGACAUCCAUACUCCGAAAGGCGUCAUCGUCGGUCACGGGCCAAGCGAGUCAAUUGUUUCGGCACUUCUGUCAAAAACACACAAAAGCAGUAGCAGCAGCAGCAAUAGCAGUAAAAAUGCUGAGGGUGAUGGAGGAAACGUCCAUCUCAAGCAGCAUUUCUGUCUCGCCGUGAAAGACCCGGAAGACGUGGCUCAAUGGGACGCACACUUGCAGAAGGAAGGUGUUCGGAUCCUGGGACGCAUGACCUGGGACCGCAGAGGGAAGAGCGUCUAUUUCGAGGAUCCGGAUGGCCAUGUGGGUGAGAUUGGAUCCAGGGGGAUCUGGGCGCAUUAUGAUCUGGAGAGGGGGAGGAUAUAG
Molecule: messenger RNA, 867 nt
Organism: Rasamsonia emersonii CBS 393.64
Lineage: Eukaryota; Fungi; Ascomycota; Eurotiomycetes; Eurotiales; Trichocomaceae
Exons: 4
Coding region: 1-867 (288 amino acids)
Source: RefSeq, a predicted model, not a curated record